UGAAUGCUUGAUCAGAUAACCCAUAACCCAUCUCGAUUUGGGAGCACAGGGAAAUUAAAGGAAGAAUCCGCAGAGGCUGUGCAACAGCACGGAAGAGGCAAAGGGGACGCCCCAGACGGCAAGAGCAAGGACUACAGUAGCAAGGGCACGGCACAUGGAUCCCGCAGCAGUAAAGCUCUCAACUCUCACACAAGUUACAACUCACAAGCAGCGGAGCGGGGACGGUGAGUCACAGGAGCAACGUUCGUUGGUUGCCUUGUUUGCCCCCGGAGAAAACCCUUUGAUUCCUCUCCGUCCCGGCGAUCGCCAACGACAGCUGCCUGCAAUGGCAUCGUCCUCCGCCGCCGCCGCCCCGCUGCUCACCCCCAAGCCCGACCCCGACGCGCCCCUGCCGGCCCCCACGGUCGAGGUCACCCCCGAGCUCUGCGCCGCGCUGCGACGCGAGCUCGAGCGCUCCCCCGACGACCUGCCGGACUUCGUCCACGGCCUCCGCCUCGCCCAGGAACGCCUCGACGCCAUCUCCGCCUACCUCGUCUCCGCCAGGCCGCCUAUGCCUCCGCUGACCGCCACGCCGACCGCCACGACGCCUAUGCCUCCGCCGGCCGCCACGCCGCCUAUGCCGCCGCCGGCCGCCACCAAACGGCCGCUGGUGGCACCGGAGGCCUCUUCCUCGGCCGCCGCCAAGGGCAAGAGGCGCGCGCGGGGCACGGGCGCCACCGAGAUGGUGCGCGCCACCGUGCCCGCGGGGCCCGACCACGUCCACGCCCGCAACCUCGUCCGCCGCGCGCGCCUCAUCUUCGAGGCGCUCCGGGUCGUCUACCACCGCGGCGACGCCGGCGCGGGCGAGGGCGCCCGCAAGCGCGCCGACCUGAGCGCCCUCAGCGUCAUGUUCGACCGCGGGCUCGGCCUCUACCGCGACGUGCGCAUCGUGGGGUCCAUCCCGGGCGUCUUCGUCGGCGACGUCUUCUUCUACCGCGCCGAGCUCUGCGUCGUCGGCCUCCACAACCAUGUCCAGGGCGGCAUCGGCUACAUCCCCGCCAGCGUCGUCAGCAAGGGCAAGCCCGUCGCUACCAGCAUUGUCUCCUCCGGCGGCUACCUCGACGACCACGACGGCGGCGGCGACGUGCUCGUCUACACCGGCAGCGGCGGCCGCCCGCGCAACGGCGGUGAGCACUUCGCCGACCAGAAGCUCGAGGGCGGCAACCUCUCGCUCGUCUACAGCUGCGAGUACGGCAUCGAGGUGCGCGUCGUCCGCUCCCACGACUGCGAGGCCAGCCCCAGCGGCAAGGCCUACGUCUACGACGGCCUCUACAAGGUCGAGAGCUCCACCUACGGCCCCGGCAAGUCCGGCCCCGACGUCUGCAAGUUCAAGCUCGUGCGCAUCCCCGGCCAGGGCGAACUCGGCAGCAGCGUCUGGCACGCCGCCGGGGAGCUCGGGAACGCGCUGGCCUCCGGAAUCCGGCCCCGCGGCUACCUCUCGCUGGACCUGUCCAAGGGCAAGGAGCGGCUCCGUGUCCCCGUCUGCAACAAGGUGGAUCAGGACAGCUCGCCCCUGGACUUCGAGUACAUUGCCCACCCUGAUUUCCGGGCCGCCCGAGUGCCCAGGCCGGUGAAGCGCUACAAGGCCUGCCAUUGCGGGACGACGUGUGGUGCUGCUAGGUCGGCGGCGGCGGCGUGCAAGUGCGUCUGCGUGCGGAAGAACGGCGGAGGCCCGGUGUACAACGCGGACGGGACGCUCGUCAGGGGAAGGCCGGUGGUGUACGAGUGCGGCGCCCUGUGCGGGUGCCCCGCGGCGAGCUGCUUGAACCGGGCGACGCAGCGUGGCAUGGAGCACCAGCUGGAGGUGUUCCGGUCCAAGGAGACAGAGUGGGGCGUCAGGACGCUGGGCCUGAUACAGCCGGGCGCCUUCGUCUGCGAGUACAGCGGGGACGUGGUCACUGUCGACGACGGCCAAUCGACGGAUUGGGGCUGCUUCGUCGACCCGAGGAAGUUCCCGGCGAGGUGGAGAGAGUGGGGAGAUGCCUCUGCGGUGCUGCCGGACGAGGAGGGCCACAAGUUCCCUGAGCCGAUCACGGGGCCGGGGUACGUGCUCGAUGUGUCCCGGAGGAGGAACUUUGCUGCCUACAUCAGCCACAGCAGCGCCCCGAAUGUGUUCGUCCAGUUCGUGAUCCGUGGCAACGAGGACGAGUCGUUCCCUCACCUCAUGGUGUUCGCCAUGGACACCAUCCCGCCGAUGCGGGAGCUGAGCAUCGACUACGGCAUCGAUCAGCAGGGUUGAUUCUCGGUGAUCCUUCGUGGCCGGCAACAUUCUGAAGCUGAGAAUAUAUACGGCCGGUGGUGAUCUCUCGCUGGAGGUUAAGAUAUAUAGAUAGUGUUAACUGCUAAUUGUAUCUGAUGUGGCAAAAAACAACUUCAUAUUUAAGAACUCCGCACUGUGAUUCAUGUGGUGGAAGCAAACUCUCCGAACCUUAGUCACCUCCAGCUGAAUUUUGUGACUCCUUUUUCUGCCUGGUUUUUUGCUUUGUUCCCAUCCCAGUUCUGAAGCUGAGAAUAUUUCAUAGUAAACCUUUGUGUUAUGUUAGAUCAAUGUUGACUCGUUGUGCUAUAGUUCGGAGCAGAGUAAUUAUGCCUGGCAAAUUGUGAUAAACAACUGUCUAAUGGUGGAUUUCAUCAGGUCAAAACUAAAGCUACAAUGUAUUCAAAUUUGUUCCAUUCUAGAUGAAUCCAAACUUACUUGUGACUUCAUACAAAUUUGUUCUGUCCUCUGUUCUAUUGUGACAUGCUUCUUUUGUUUCAUGUAAACUGUGGAUGUGACCUGAAGUUGACUACAGCAAAUGCCAUUGAUGAAACGCUUGCCUGUUGAAGAUGGUAUUUGGAUUGCUCGUCGAAGACAACUUGACACAGAGUAUAGGUAACCCCGCACCAAAGUUAGCUUGCUCAUCAGUUUUGCAUGCAAAGCAGGUUCCAUAGAAUGGUCUUUCACCAGGCCCUUUCAAAGACUGAAAGUUUCAGAACAUGUGAACAUGUAACCACUUAAAACAGGCCCCCCUUUUUAAAGUUACGUCUAUGUGUAGAAUCCGAGGGGAAGGGGAUAAUUGUCUCAAUUUAUCCCGGCCUGUUCGCAUGGAACUGGAAGUAGAGAAGGCAGUAUGAGCCGAAAGCCAGAGCUUUGCGGGAGGCGGUUCGUGAGAAGUGGACGCUGCCGCAAGAUUCUGAAUUCAAACGGUCCGGACCUGACUGGGUUCUGCUGUCUUUAAGUAAAGAGAAGGAAGAGUGUAGGGCAAAGCUGAUGCUAGUGUGGUGGAGGGCAUGGCACUGGAGAAAUGAUAUCAUUUUCAGUAAAGGAGACGCUUCAGUUACGGCGUCUGCGCAUUUUCUGUUCAGUUAUGCCGAUGCUAUGAUCUGCCUGAGAGAUCAUAUUCCUGCUCCGGAUCUUAAAGGGAAGAAGCCAUUGUUCUCUGACAGUUCUGGAAACCAACCCCCAAUCGUGACAAAAAAUUCUGAGUGGACUCGGCCGGACUCAGGCUGGGCCAAGCUGAAUGUGGAUGCCAGUUACAUACAGUAGGGCGAUUGUUCGGGAUGCUAAUGGAAAAGCCCUUGCCUGGGACGUGAUUGCAAA
This is a messenger RNA of Brachypodium distachyon (stiff brome), 3619 nucleotides long. Its product is annotated as histone-lysine N-methyltransferase family member SUVH9-like. Gene Ontology annotation, cellular component: nucleus. NCBI's taxonomy places the organism in Eukaryota, Viridiplantae, Streptophyta, Magnoliopsida, Poales, Poaceae. Gene Ontology annotation, molecular function: zinc ion binding; protein binding; histone methyltransferase activity. The coding region runs from base 155 to 2278 and encodes 707 amino acids. The record is from RefSeq and is a predicted model, not a curated record. The transcript has 4 exons.